CGGGUACUGAAGCCAGCAAGCUGAAACUACAGACGUGUAGGGAGGGCAGUCACAGCCGGGCGGCUCCUGUGUAGAGAAACACUGGUGGAGCAUGGCUGCGGCCUCGUUUACAAGAAACAAGUCAGUCUAUGUGAAAUCAUAGGACAACCACCUUUUGAAGAUGUCAAGCAACCUAAAUGAAGCGUUUUAACUUUUUGAGAAUCAAGCCUCCUCUCAUGCAAUGGAGAAAAUCAAUAACAUCUUAUAGCAUUUUUGCAACAAAAUCCAAAUGGGUUGUCUUUCAUUCUGACCAGGCUGCUUUUUGGUAUCUUAACCAGCUUGCAACUACAUCAUCUAUCGGUUAGUAUGGCUGUUUAGGACUGCUAGAAGUGUCAAUUGGAAAUGUUUUUGCCGACAGUGCUCCAGUUCCGCUCUCUUUUAAUGUAUUUUGCUUAACUGUCCAUAAUCUGUGGAAUUGUGCAGAUGCUAGAAAGGCAAAAUGUCUGGUUAUACAUUCAGCACAGCAAACUGACUGUCAAGUGCAGAAAUGAUGGCAACUCCUUUUGUACCUGUGCCUUUGCCUAUAGGUAGUUCAUCGUCUAACAUGGCAAGUAGAAGCCAGAGAAGUUCUUCCCUUGGAAGCACAUCAACAAGCUCAAACUCUUCAAAAGAGCCACCGGAGGACUCCAACCCUGUGAGAUACAAAAAGAUGAGUGUUCCUGAUCAUGUGAGCUGUACGUCCUCUGUUUGCAGCAGCCCAAUCAUUAGGACUAAGUUUGACUCAUCAGUAGAGUACUGCACGCAGCCAGUUGCUAAGCAUGGACAUAUCCCUGAACCUGUGGAGGUUGAAGAAAGACCCUCUACUCCAACAAUAUUGGGAUAUGAAGUCAUGGAAGAAAGAGCAAAGUUUACAGCGUUUUGUGAAACUUUGGAAGAAACCAAUUACAGACUUCAGAGGGACCUGGUUGAAAAACAGAUGGAACUUGAAGCACUAAAGAAGCUGUUAAAUGAGAAGCAGUUAUACAUAGAGGCACUAGAGAACAGAAUACAAGAAGUGACGGUAGGGCAAGGAACUGCACGCAGGCUUUCCCGUGAAGAGAGCGAGUGCAGUGGAGAGGUAGAAUCAUCUGCAAUAGAAGCAGAUCAGGCUGCUCCUACAGACAACUGUUCUUAUAGAGACAAUCAUGAAAAUUGCUGGGAUGAAUCUGUGCACGAAGAUGCUCUCCCGGAAAUUGAAGUAGCUGAAGUUGCUGAUCCUGAUGAAGACGUCCGUUUGCCAACAGGAAUACCGAACUUAUGAAUCAGGUCUCCUAGUACUCGUUAACUAUUUCCAUACAGUGACUUCGCCAUUGGAGAGCGCUCAUGUUCAAAUGAGGAAUAUUUACAGCUGUGAGAAGUUCUAAGGAAGGAGACUAAUUGCUGCUUUUCGAUCAGCCUUAUCAAAUUAGGGAAGCGGAACUGAAGCGGUUUGAAUCUAACAAUUUCAUAUAAAUGAAUGUACCUGUUAAUGUCUAACUGCUUGGGGAUUUGUAUCGUACCAUGCACUUUUCCGAAUUGUGGUGUUAAUGUUUAACGCUUCAUUGUCACAUUUUUCUUUUAAACACAUUGAGUCAAUUGUUUCAAGCUGUGGUUACUGCAUUCUGAAGAUUAUUUUCAUUAGGUUUGGCAUUUGCAAAAUUACAUAGCAGAUUUUCCCAUCUCAUCUGGCAGCAAAGAUUUAUAUAAAUUUCCUGAAAAUCCUGUACUUGUGAAAAGUGAUCAUCAAAUGGUGCUAUUGAAACAAUACACUACUACUCCGCAUAAAACAAGCUCAGUAAGAUAAUGUAUACCUACAAAACCUUAUUUUAACAUUGAAGGAUUAUAAGUUUAUUUUCAAUAUUUUAAUGGAUCCAUAUAAGAUUAGAGUUAACAAAUUACAAAGUAUUUAUAAAGUAGGAUUAAGUGACUUGACAUUUUUAUUUCUUAUCGGCAUGUAUUCAUAUAAGAAGCCGUUCUGAGGAAAGCCUUUCAUUGUCAUAGGUCAUUUCAAUGCAUCCUGUUUCAUACAGAGUUUGAAAGCACUAAGAGAAAUAGAAAUGUAUGGACAUUUUUUCUCUUAAAAUAUAUAUAAAUAUGGAGAAAGAGAGAAUUUAUGAUAAUAAUCUGUACCAUAUUUAGCUGGUCUUUUAUGGUAUUAAAUAAGCAAAUCAGUUCCAUUUUUUGUGUUUUUUGUUAGGACUGAUAUGUUACUUGACAGGUUAAAGGGAUAUUCCUGCCAAAAUUGGAAACCACAUGGGUGCAUUUGGGUAUUGAAAAGAAGCAAUUUUGUAAUAUACAUGCAUUAGCAAAAAUGUUUCUAAUAAAAACUAUAGCUGUUUCAAACAUGUAUUUAAGUAUGCACCGUGCACCAGCAUUUUAAACACGGCACUUGAACAGAGAGCCUAAGGUGCUUGUACCAUCUGGUAAUGACUCAAUUUGUUUAUUGCUGACAUAAUACAAGCGCCACUGAUUAUCUGAGCAGCUGCAUUAUUUAAAAUGUGGGGGCAGUGACAAUAUCUAGUUAUACUUCACAUGCAUGUGCAGAGAAAAAUGUUAACACUAACACAGAGAACUUUUACUAGAAGCAUUAUUGCCAAUACAUGUCUAUUGCAAAUAUGUUCCUAUUCAAAGAUGCAAUAAAUCAAUGUCCAUUUAAUUUUUGACUAGGAUGUCCCUUUAAAGAGCACAGACUUAAAUAGUAGUAGUUGUCUCGCAUGGCUGUUUUUAAUUAUUGCAAUUUCAAGUAAAGCAAAUCUUGUCUAAACAAACUUGAGCAACUUAUUGCUUCUGGUUUUUUUUGUUUUUAGACAUAAUUGUUGACAGCUUGAGGUAACAAAUGUCUGUUGUGAAAUGUAAUGUGCAUCCAUACGCUUAACAGCUGCAAAGCUUUUUAAUGUAGACAAAAUACUGUUGCUUUUGCUAGGCCUACACAACUGAAUAUUAUAUUGUUAGACUGGGAUUGAUUAUUCUGACAGCCGGUAUUGCCAAUGUAUAUGUGGCAGACAUUUUAGAUGAUCUCUCAUUUCUAUGACGUCAAAUUGUAGUGCAUACAUUUUAAACUGCUGCUAUUGUGAGCUCAAAUUAGCAAUAUUUGGAGAGUUUGAUUUACUAUCAGAUACUCUUUAGUAUGGGGAUAAAUUAGUAAUCUACUAAUGAAGAUUUGUUAAUGCAAUACAAAAAUAUACAUCUUUUAAAUUGACAAAAGACCAAAGGUCCAAAAUAUACUGUAAAAUUAAUAGAAAAGUAUUGAUUCAAGUUAAAGGUCAUUGUAUAUAAGCAGGAACAUCUUAUUCCAGAUUCUAUUUCUUCUGUAUAUACAAAUGUAUAAUAAACAGCAUAGUUAUACACCUGUUGAUAAACUGAGUAAAUAUGCAGAUAGAAGUUACUUCAAGUCAAUACAAUAGUAAAUAAUUGUUAUAAACCGUGUAUAAUAAUUGUGAUAACCAUUCUUACUGACUCUGGAUGGUGAAAGUUAUGCAAAGAACAGAAAGGGGCAAUUUUCUUCUUAUUUUGGUUGACCUAUAUUACAAGUGCAUAUGUUGGUCUCCAUUUGCCAAAUCCAGACCCAAGGUAUACCCACCAAUUUGUAUAAGCAGCCAGAUUAUGAAGUGUCAAGCAAUCUCCUUAGAUAGCAGGAAGGAAAUAUAAAAUGGGUCUUCAUAAUAAUAAUCCAUUUUUAUUUUACCUUGAAUUUUUUUUUGUUUUCAACAAUAAGUUUGAAAGCUGCUUUAAUUAAAACCAAUAUUUACUGAAGCAAAUUAUAGCAAGAUAUAGCGAGAUAAUUCAGUUCUGUUUUUAAAGUGAUAUAUAUAUAUAUUUUUUUGUGUGUAAUAUUUGUGUGGAGGGGGGGGUCUUCUUUUUUUAAACACAUUUCUACAUUGAGUUUAGUGAGAGAGACAAGUGUUUUUUACUUUUUUUUUUUUCAUCUCUUGCAUCUUACUUUUUUAUACACACUUGAAUGCAUCUACAAAUAUGUUUUUGUUAUUUAUUAACACUGAUAAAGCUUCUUUCUUAUUAUAGCUUUCUGUGUAAACAAUGCCAUUGACACUGUGCACUUGACAAAAAAUAAAUAAAAGAAAAUUUUACCCCCCCAAAA
Molecule: messenger RNA, 4093 nt
Organism: Bombina bombina (fire-bellied toad)
Lineage: Eukaryota; Metazoa; Chordata; Amphibia; Anura; Bombinatoridae
Gene: SNX16
Product: sorting nexin 16
Biological process (GO): early endosome to late endosome transport; protein targeting to lysosome; endosome to lysosome transport
Cellular component (GO): extrinsic component of endosome membrane; late endosome; early endosome
Molecular function (GO): phosphatidylinositol binding
Source: RefSeq, a predicted model, not a curated record